AAACAAAGGAGCUGUGUGUCAACCACCUGUUUGCAAGCAAUGGCUACACGGAAACCUACGGCCUAUAUAAAACGAAAUUGUGAAUAUUUUGUCGUUAGGAAGUAAAGAUGAACUGGAGCUGCUGAACAAUGAGAUCAGAAAGAACGCCAACUUGGUCCAAACCAAGUUAAAAUUAAUGCAGAAGAACUGCGCAUCAGAUGAGAACAGAACUAAUAACUCGGUGAGCCAUCGAAUCCAAAGGAAUCAGCACUCACAUCUGACUCGCAGGUUUUCUGAGGUCAUGAAGAAUUACCAUCAGGUCCAGAUUUCUUUCAGAGAGAAAUGCAAAGCCCAGAUUCAGAGACACCUAGAGAUUGUGGGUAAAGUCAUGACGGAUGACGAACUGGAAGAUGUGCUGCCAUGUGAUAAUCUUCCCAUCUUCAUACCCAAUACCAACUUUUCAAGUCAGGCGCUCACUGAGAUCGAAAGACGUCAUCAGGACAUCAUCAGCCUUGAAUAUAGCAUAAAAGAGCUACAUGAGAUAUUUACAGACACAGCCAUGUUGUUGGAAACUCAGGGGGAGUUGAUCAACAGUAUAGAGAAGAAUGUCACCAGCGCUGGAGAAUAUGCAGGUGCAGCAGUAGGAGAAACCAAAAAAGCAAUCUAUUAUUCCAAGAAUAAUGCAUCAAACCUAUCAGACUCUUGGAGAAUUAUUUUUAUCAAAUUUAUUUUGCCUGAAAGCCUAUUAUUCGUGGAGAAUCAUAAUUUGUUUUUAACCAGAUUGAAUAAUUUAAAUGUGUUUUAAAAAUAACCUGUCACUACUAACCUUGCUUUUCAAUACACUUUUAUGUUAAGAAAAUAGAUUUUAGACAGAAAAAUUGGUCCAUUUCCUGACAAUACUUGGGACUGUUUAACUCUCUCUUUGUCAGUAGGUGCCACUGUAACACUGUUGUAAAGGGAGGCUUUGCCUUGUCUAGGGUUUCUUCUUUGAUAAUGUGCUAUUGUUGAAAGAACUCUUUAAACUAUAUUAAACUAAGAUAAAUGUCAAAUUAUAUGGAUGGUGAAACAAAUCUAAUAUUACCGUUCAUAUUUUGGUGCUUUAUAAUUUAAAUAAAGCUCUAAAACUGAUUAUAAAAUUUUAUAAUUUUUUUUAAAUAAAUGCCAAUAAACUUUGAAUGUACACAGAUUUGUUUUUUUAAGUUGUAUUUUAUGUAAUAUGUUUUUUUCUUUUCCCGUUUUUUUUGUGAACAAAGUUUAAAUAAAAUCUGUGAGCAAAUCGUCACAACCAAACCUUCCACCAUCAACAAUGAAACCAGGAAAAAAUAAAUGACAUAAAAUUAUUACUAGGGAAGUAAAUUUAAUGUUUGAAUAUUUUAGAUCCAUAAAAGGUUUGGUGUGAAUUGAUAUUUCGGUAUCUAAUUGUAAACCUACUGUGGUGUUAAUUUUGCUAUUAGUUUUUUUUUUGUCUGGUUUUCUUGUAUUUUAUUUUCUCUCCCCAUUUUAAUUUUAAUC
Girardinichthys multiradiatus is the source of this 1491-nucleotide messenger RNA. Its product is annotated as syntaxin-2-like. Lineage: Eukaryota; Metazoa; Chordata; Actinopteri; Cyprinodontiformes; Goodeidae. Bases 176 to 784 code for a protein of 202 amino acids. The record is from RefSeq and is a predicted model, not a curated record. The transcript has 7 exons. Gene Ontology annotation, biological process: exocytosis; intracellular protein transport; synaptic vesicle fusion to presynaptic active zone membrane. Gene Ontology annotation, cellular component: synaptic vesicle; plasma membrane; endomembrane system. Gene Ontology annotation, molecular function: SNARE binding; SNAP receptor activity.